Molecule: messenger RNA, 3836 nt
Organism: Nyctereutes procyonoides (raccoon dog)
Lineage: Eukaryota; Metazoa; Chordata; Mammalia; Carnivora; Canidae
Gene: VMA21
Product: vacuolar ATPase assembly factor VMA21
Exons: 4
Coding region: 117-422 (101 amino acids)
Biological process (GO): vacuolar proton-transporting V-type ATPase complex assembly
Cellular component (GO): endoplasmic reticulum membrane
Source: RefSeq, a predicted model, not a curated record
GGUGCUAGCCGGCACUUCCGGCGUGGCACGCCUCCACCGGUCGCCCGCCGAGCGGACGGAGCGCGGUCCCCGAGCCCAGCCCGCCUCCCAGCCCCUGCUGUGGGCGCGGCUGCACCAUGGAACGCCUCGAUAAAGCGGCGCUGAAUGCGCUGCAGCCGCCCGACUUCAGAAAUGAAAGUUCAUUAGCAUCUACCCUGAAGACGCUCCUGUUCUUCACAGCUUUAAUGAUCACUGUACCUAUUGGGUUAUAUUUCACGACUAAGUCUUAUGUUUUUGAAGGCGCCUUUGGGAUGUCCAAUAGGGACAGCUAUUUUUAUGCUGCUAUUGUUGCGGUGGUCGCCGUCCACGUGGUGUUGGCCCUCUUUGUUUAUGUGGCCUGGAAUGAAGGCUCACGACAGUGGCGUGAAGGCAAACAGGAUUAAGUUGAACAUCACCUUUUGAUAGCAUUAAAUUGAUUUUUAAAAAUGGCUUACUUCUCUGGAUAUGUGAAGAUGCACACAGUGAAGGAAAGAAAUCUAAACUAUUUUUUGCUGAAACACUCUUCCUUACUAUCACAAAAGUCCUGGUUUGUUGGAUUUUAGGUUGUAAAUUCCUGUGCAAAAUUGCUUGAAUUGUGGAUUUUGGACUUCAUCUGAAUGUCACUGAGAAAUUUUGCGUAAAGUGUAAUCCCUAGUCCAUAGGAAUCUUUCAUUACAUUAUUUCAUGGGAAGACUAGGCCAAAUCACACCUAUUCAUGUCGAGGGACUGGUUUAUUGAAGUAUCUUAGGUAGCAAAGCAAAGAGAUAGCUACCUGGGCACUCAGCUUUUGCAGGCUACCCUGUGCUUUUAGGCUAACUUUUUAAUGAUCUGCUGUGCUCUAUCAUUCAGCAAUGAAGUUAUGCUUUAAUCACAGGGUUUUUGUCAGCUCCCUUUCAAUUUAUUUUCCCGCCUUUUUAAUAAUGUCUGUGAUAGGAAUUUACAAUUGAAUGUGUCCAUUUUCACAUAUGUAGGAAGCAUAAACAAUCCUGAAAGAUUAUUUUGAUCAUCCAGUAAGUAUUCUUGGGAUUGCUAGUCAAGUCUUUUUUUAAUCAAAGCUGUUACAUCCCAGAUAUCUAUAGUUACAUCCUCUUGAGGUCCUGUCUGAUAGAAAAAGACCCCAUGGAUUUACUUCAGCAUCCUUAGUCUGUUCUUUCCAGCUACUUGAUACUACUUGUAUGUAGUCUAAAAACACAGUUGGAAAAAUGUGUAUUGAAACAGGAAGAGAAUUUAAAUUCCCUGUGUUGUUGCCACCUGGAGAUAAGCACUAUUUUGUUUGACAUCCCAUGUGCAUUUCCUAAUGCUAGUUCAAUACACCAAACGUUUGGUUUUAGUUCAAAUUCUGCCUUUGUUACCUCACGGCUAUUUGCAUUUUUUUUCCCCGGAUGAGUGCUUUCUGGCCAAUUUCUUGAAAAAGCACAUUCUACCUUUACUUUUCUUACUAGAUAGAUAUCUCAUUGUUCCAAUUUCCUGUUACUGGUAAUUCUUAAUACAGCGGCCCUGGCUAUUUUAGCCAUUACUGAUUUGUUUGUUCACCUUUUUUUGUUGUGCAACUGGACUAAAGGAAGAGGGAGAUGGUUAGGCAUAAAGGCUAAGUAGGCUUUUGUGUUUAAUUUUUGAGAAAAAGUGAAAGAUGAUUAUUGUAGGACUAUUUAUUUUUGCUUAUGGUUGAAUAUUGUCUACAGUUUAAAUGUCUUUAAGCAGUUACUCUAAAUGUAAAGUGUUUUCUUAAAGACUACAGUUUGAGUAUAAAAUUGAACAAAUUUAAUAUAAAAUUGUAGAAGACCCUUGUUUGAGUCUGGGAUACUAUGUGGUGAAUUUCUAAAUGGUCAUCCCUUUAGAUGCCUUGUCAUACUUAGAAUUGUUCUCCACCUAAUUGCUUUUCUGUAAUGCCAAGGUUUUGUACUUUUCGGAUCUCAUGCCGUUUGUAAAAUAUGAAUGUCCAACGGUAGAUUAUUUUGUUUGAUUUCAGACGUUUGCUGAAUAGAAAAUAUUAUGGGUUGGGUGUUUUUCUGCAAGUAAACGGAGAUUCAUGCAAAAGCAGUUGUAAUUUCCUCUUGGAAAAAGUCUCAAGUGUUUGAAAGUUAGAAUUGGAUGCUACGGUUGAUAUUUAGGAUUGUUAUAAUAUAGGGCUUGUCUUCAAACCAGUUCAUUUUUCCUGGAGUUUUAACUGUUAACACACUAUUCUGCUACUCUUGAGAUGAUGUACGGUAUUUGACAUUUAGAUUUAUUUUUCAAGAUGUCUCACUGAUUUCCUUGUGCUCAAUGUACGUACUUCAGGAUGUAUAGAAAGGAACUUACAAUUGAGCCCUUAUACGUGUUCUAAGCUAGGAAUAUGUUCACUGUUGUUUGAAAAUGGAUUGCAAGAAUAACCUCAGUUAGGAAGCGUGACUUGAAGUGUCAGCACAGGCUACUGAUAAAGACACUACCUUCCUCACCUUGCCUCCUAUUUUGCCCCCCAGAAUAUAAUUUUUUCUUCCCCAUUGUGCUAGAAAGUUAAAUGUGUUAUAGAAUGCAUAUGAUAUCAUUAUCUCUUCAAGUGGAUAAUGUUUUACGUGUAACAGCAGAAUUCAACUUUGAGUUGUUACUGAAGGAGCCUAAAUAUCUUUAAAACAGGAUGGAAAUCGAACAUAUACAUUAUAAUAAUUCGACUAUUUUCAUCAGAAAAAUCUCAUCCCCUUUGUCAAAAGAGGCAACUGAUUGCCUUGAUAUUUAUCUGCCGUUUUCAGAUAAAUUUUAUAAAUACAGCUAGAGCACCCAAGGAGACCAGUAAAAACAGUUAAAUAAGGUGUAGCCAGGCAAAGAUGCUGGCCAAAGGUACAUGAAAUGCAGGAUUUAAAUAUCUAGCGUGUAUUUCUCAUCUCUAGACAAGUUCGUGUUUAUUGUUUUAUUUAUGAUCAAGUUGUAGACCAUUGUUGGGUCCACUUUAUAAAUGGUUCAACAGUGGCACAGAAUUUGUCACUUGUCUGAGGUCAGCAGCAGAUUUUCUCUGCAGUCAAGCGAUCUGUGUCCUCCAACAGACUAGUACAACUUUAAUUAGUUCAGACUACUCUUACAUGUAAGAUAAGUUUUGCAAGAGCUGGGCUGAAGCAACACGAUGAUAACUUGGCAAGAUUUCCUUUUUCUUUUUGCAGAAGGGAAAGGGUCACCUGAGAAAAUAAAUUAUUUUCAGGGACUUCGGGAAUCUAACCAUAACUAUUACAUGUAAUUUAUGAAUAGUUGGAUCCUUUAUCUAUUGAUGAAAAUAGUCUGGGAUUCCUCAACUACCAUUGCUCCUGGCCACACUUUCUUUCCUGUUUCUUGACUACACGUACUUGAGAGUAGUAUCUGCAUUCCUUUUAAGGUGUUCUAUCAGCCAUAUUUGUCAAUUACACGGACUAGUCUUCCUUUUUCUCAAGUUCAGUGAAAUCUCACUGAACAGUAAUAAUAGCAAUAGCUAACAACAUCUGCACAGCACCUUACAGUUUGCAAAGAACGUUCACAUAUUCUUGUUUGAGUUUUGCAUAGUGAACCUGUUACGAGAUGUCUCCAGACAUCCUUGCUGAAGAUGUUAGAAUCUUCAACUCAGUAGAGUCAUUGAGUAUGCUGUAGUCUUUGAAUAGUGCCCUGACUAGGGGCAGGGUUUAGAUGCGCUAUUUUGAAAGCUGUGUGUAAUUAUCAAAAAGGGGGGCUUGAGUUCUUUAGCCACUUGAAUCAGAUUUACUUUUGUAAGUGAUACUUUUCUAACUGUUACCCGGAUGGAUUUUGUAUCCGUUAUAUUCUAGCCUGUAAUUUGUAUGAAUUUACCAUCUGUUGUCAUUAAAAAAGUGUUCAUAAUGCCA